GUGGCAACGCUCAACAACAACAACAACAACAAAAACAACCUUAGCCGCUGUCGUGUGUUUCCAUUCAGAUUCCUCAAAUUCAUUCACCCUCAAUCUAUCUCCAAAAUCAACGCCUACUAACAUUUUCACUUUUUCUUCCUCUCUGACCCUUCCCAUUUCACUGUUUCUCAUCUCCUGUAUCAACUAGCAAUUUGGUAAGAUCCCACAAACAAAAAAUCCAAACUCAGUUUUGUUAAUACCCAUGUGUUGUAAUCUCGUUCUUCAUUACAUCACAUGUUCAAAAUUUGACUUUUCUCACCUUAGCACCAUUUUUAGAUCCAUGGCGGUUGUUAUAGUUUUUUAGUGAUUAUGGCUCAAUUUUGAAUCACAUGUGAUAUAUUUCAUGCCCUUAUAUUCAUUGAUGAUCAGAGAUCUUAGUUGCAUUACCUAGACACAGAGUAGAGGGUGGUUGACAACUUGACAUAGAAGAAUUUCUUUUUUUUUUUCAUUUUUUUUUUCACUUUUCUGCUUUGAUUGCUUUUGGUUUUGGGUUUUGAGCAAGAUGCAAUCCAGGGUUGUGACCCUUGAAGAAGGAAAGGAAAGAACCAACCAGUCCAAAGGCUUGCCUUUAAGACCAUUGCGGCUACUUGUUCUGUUUAUUGCUCUGUGUGUUGUGUUCUCUGUGAUCAGCAUAUACACUAUUAAGCAUUUUGGGAUAGAGAGUGUUGUCACCACAGUCAGCUCAAGUUUUCAGUUUCAACCAUGUAAUGAGGGACAGGGUGGUUUGGAAAAAUGGAUUAGCCCUCCUUCUACAUGGAUCCACAAUAUGAGUGACCAAGAAUUGCUUUGGAGAGCUUCCUUUGUUCCUCGGAUCAAGGAUUACCCUUUUGAAAGAGUUCCCAAGAUUGCUUUCAUGUUCUUGACAAAAGGACCAUUGCCCUUAGCACCACUUUGGGAGAGGUUUCUGAAGGGGCAUGAAAGGCAUUAUUCUGUAUAUAUUCAUUCACUGCCAUCAUAUCAAGCUCAGUUUCCUCCUUCUUCUGUCUUUUAUAAGAGGCAGAUCCCUAGUCAGGUUUCUGAGUGGGGAAGGAUGAGCAUGUGUGAUGCUGAACGAAGACUACUUGCUAAUGCAUUGCUUGACAUUUCCAAUGAGUGGUUUAUUCUGCUGUCUGAGUCAUGCAUCCCUCUUUAUAAAUUCAGUUUCAUUUACCAAUACAUAAUGAAAUCCAAAUACAGUUUCAUGGGUGCAUUUGAUGAUCCCGGUCCAUACGGAAGAGGACGCUAUAACGAGAAGAUGGCCCCUCUGGUGAACAUCACAAAGUGGCGUAAAGGCUCACAAUGGUUUGAAAUAAACAGAAAGCUUGCCAUCACCAUUGUUGAAGACACUACAUUUUAUCCAAAGUUUGAAACAUAUUGUAGACCAGCUUGUUAUGUGGAUGAGCACUAUUUCCCUACCAUGUUGACCAUUCAAGCAGGGAAUGCCUUGGCAAAUAGGAGCAUUACUUGGGUGGACUGGUCCAGAGGUGGAGCUCACCCUGCUACCUUUGGAAAAACAGAUAUUUCAGAGGAGUUUCUGAAUCGAGUUCGUGCCGGUCACCAUUGCCAAUACAACAAUGGAAACUCUUCUGCUUGUUUUCUUUUUGCCAGAAAAUUUUCUCCUAGUACUUUGGAGCCUUUGUUACAUAUGGUGGAUGCAAAGGUCUUGGACUUCUGAGAAAUACUUUUCACUUUUCAUUGCUACUGCAGGAAAUAUAGAUGUAGAAGAAAGACUUUAGAAACUAGCAAGUUUAUUACAUGGCAUGACCAUGUGAUUGCCUCAUUGAUGAGUGCUAGGUGGUAGAGAUGAAUGACCUCACUUUUUCUUACACCGCUGAUAGCAUGUUUGGAAAUCCUUCUACAUUUGAUUCUAAAGUCAAAAUCAAUUUCAGGAAGAAGCUUCUUUGAGUAUUUUGUGGGCACCAGAAUUGUUUCUAAGGAAAAGUUAGAUGAUUCAAACAUGUUAUGAGUCAUUUUUGAAUGUACAAAGGAGACAUAUUUGAUCAUACUUUUGUUUAAUAUUAAUUGUUGGAUCUUUUUA
Molecule: messenger RNA, 2056 nt
Organism: Lotus japonicus
Lineage: Eukaryota; Viridiplantae; Streptophyta; Magnoliopsida; Fabales; Fabaceae
Product: glycosyltransferase BC10
Exons: 2
Coding region: 542-1693 (383 amino acids)
Cellular component (GO): membrane
Molecular function (GO): glycosyltransferase activity
Source: RefSeq, a predicted model, not a curated record